AUGACAUUACCAGAAUCUAUCUCAGUAGUUUACUUUGGUCAACCAAAUUGUAUUGCUUGCGAUUUGGUCAGAGAUUUUAUGAGAGCCUUACCAGGUAGAUACCCAAAUGCCGUUUUCUUCCAAGUUCCAUUUGGUUCCCCAGUUACUGUUGAUUGUAUGUGGGCCAAUGAUGUUGCAAUCUAUCCAUUCGUCAAGGUCUUCAAGAAUUUCUCCACAGUUCAAAAAUGUAUGGGUUACGUUACUGGCUCUGGUACUACUAUGAUCGAUGAUUUAAUCAAGACACACUACCAGUUUAAUUUCAUUGAAUUGGAAGACGUCGUGGUGACGAUGGUCAAUGAGAUAGCACAGCAAUCGCAAGGCCAGACACUCCACAAGCGUACCGACUCUACGAAAUCAUAUACAUCACUCGCCAGUUCCUAUCCUUCAUCGCCAAGAUCCACUCCACCUUUGUGUAGAUUAUAG
This is a messenger RNA of Heterostelium album PN500, 462 nucleotides long. RefSeq lists its product as uncharacterized. The transcript is spliced from 4 exons. Bases 1 to 462 code for a protein of 153 amino acids. NCBI's taxonomy places the organism in Eukaryota, Evosea, Eumycetozoa, Acytosteliales, Acytosteliaceae. The record is from RefSeq and is a predicted model, not a curated record.